This is a messenger RNA of Diospyros lotus (date-plum), 1472 nucleotides long. RefSeq lists its product as uncharacterized. Lineage: Eukaryota; Viridiplantae; Streptophyta; Magnoliopsida; Ericales; Ebenaceae. The coding region runs from base 48 to 1346 and encodes 432 amino acids. The transcript has 4 exons. The record is from RefSeq and is a predicted model, not a curated record.
AACCCUUCUCUCACCUCUGUUUUUCUUAAACCCACCGCCGCAGCGAGAUGAAUCCCACCGUGAACUCUUCCGACGCCCAUGUCGAGGUUGAAUUUCCCGGCCAAGUCGACGGACUGAACCGCCCCAUGCUGUUGCCGCAAUCUCAUGCCAGAUCAAAAUCGUCUCUAUAUGACGAGCUGAGGAAGUUUCAAAUAUGCCUCAAAUGGUGCGCGCUUGAUCACUCCACAUUAUUGGGUAAACUUGUGUCGUACAUAACGUUCGCUCUGCUCACCAUUGUCGUCCCCGUAGCGAGCUCUCUCGCCGUCCGGCUCCCCGCUGCCGACCCGACCUCCAUCAACAAGCUGGUGCACCUGCCAGAGUCCGGCUUGGCCACCAUCGCCUUCUUCACGCUGUCGAGGUUCUUCAAAAGAUACGGUCUUCGGCAACUCCUUUUCCUCGACGGCUUGCAAGAGGAUUCACACUACGUUCAACGUGGCUACACUCGCGAGCUCGACAAGGCUUUCCGACACCUAGCUUGCAUACUUCUUCCCUCCUUCUUCGUGGAGCUUGCGCACAAGAUCGUCUUCUUCUCCACGGUGACAAUCUUCAUUAACUCGCCGAGAGGAGUUCCGUCGAAUUCCCUCGUGUUCGUGUUGGUUUUGGCUUCAUGGGUUUAUCGCACCGGCCUUUUCUUGCUGGUUUGCUUCUUGUUCAGGCUCACUUGUGAGCUCCAAAUACUUCGAUUCGAAGGGUUUUACAAGCUCUUGGAGGGAUACGGAUCAGACGCAGGAGUAAUAUUCGAGGAACAUUUGAGAAUCAAGAAGCAGUUGCUAGUUACAAGCCAUAGAUACAGAUUUUUCAUUAUUGGAAGCUUGUUUACAAUCACAGUAAGCCAACUGGGCGCCUUGUUCCUGGUCUUGGCAUCAAAAUUCCAAAAGAGUUUCUUCAACUCCGGCGAUCUUGUUGUUUGCUCAGCUGUUCAGUUAAGUGGCUUCUUUUUAUGUUUACUGGGUGCUGCAAGAAUCACUCACAGAGCUCAAAGAAUAGUCUCAGCCGCAACUCGAUGGCAUAUGCUUGUGACUCGAGUCUUGGAUGCACAGUCUAACCAACAGAAGACUGAUCAAAUGAUCAUUACACAAUAUGAGAACCCAAACCCGAACUCAGUCCCGAAAUCCGAUUCCAGCACAGGCGAGUUAAAUCCAUCCUCCUUCCACACCAGACAAGCUCUAGUGAUUUAUUUGCAGCACAACAGUGGAGGGAUUACUCUAUUUGGAUUUGCACUUGAUCGAGGAUUGCUUCACACACUCUUCGCCUUUGAGUUCUCCUUGGUGUUAUGGAUACUAAGCAAGGUGGUUGUUUUGUCAUAAAUUCAUCAAUUUUACCUCUUUUCAUCUCUUUAAGAGAGAGAUCACUUUAUGUAUUAUUAAUUCAAAUGAUGCUUAGCACAGGGCCACCUUAAAAAUAUUUGUGGACCUGAACAACGGUCACUUUGU